Symbiodinium sp. CCMP2456 is the source of this 777-nucleotide messenger RNA. The record is from the annotation of a GenBank genome assembly. NCBI's taxonomy places the organism in Eukaryota, Dinophyceae, Suessiales, Symbiodiniaceae.
AUGGCGCAGUCGGGCUCCGACACGGAGGAGCUCUUUGACGGGUUUGAGCACAGCACGCUCUCAUGGCGCCGGCUCUUCCCACGCCGGGUUGUGCUGGUGCUUACUGGGGUGGGUCUGGUGGCCGCGACACUUCUGUCACAGAGAGGCACUCGCAGCCUCCGCAGCAAGAGGGAAUUUGUCGGCCUCGAUGCCGCAUGCUUGGAGAUGGGCAUGUUCUAUGCCGAUCCCCACAAGAUGGACAACACGGAAAGGACAGUCGAAGCUUCGGCGGAAGCUUGCAAACAGCGAUGUGGAAGCACGCCUGGGUGUGAGCACUUUACCUUUUGGCCAGAUGGCGGCUGCUUGUUGACAGAUGCUUCGUCUACAGCGAAGGCUGCCCCUUAUAUGUACUCCGACACCGUUUCCGGCCCAGUUUCUUGUCAAGAGGAGUCCUCGACAUCUGACACAAAGACAUCUCCGGAUGAGGCAAAAGGCAAUCUUGUAAACACGGUUCAGCCAAUCGUUGCCGCCUUGCCCGGCAUUAACGGUACCUUGUGCUCCUCAUACCCUGCUUGCAUGGCGGUGGGGAUCAGCGAAGGAAGCUGCUGUCCGAACGACGAUAAGGUGUCUUUGGGCUGCUGCAGCGGCUUCCCACCUAAGCUUCCGGAACUGAAGGUUGCAGCUGGGACCGAGUGCAGUGCUUUCCCUGCAUGUGCGAGGAUGAACAUGACAGGCGCCUGCUGCCCCGCAGCAGAUGGUGUCCGGCUGUCUUGCUGCGACGAAAUCACCUCUGUUUAG